AAGGUCGAAAGUCGGACAAUGACGUAGACGUUAUAGGACUACUUAAUGCUCGUCCAGAGGUCUUGUUUUCCAGACUACGGGCUCUUGCCUUUUUGGUAACAUCACGGGUCAAUAGCGGCAGAUUGCUCUGCACGUCUUCAGCGGUAUUUUCGUGCGUGCAGUAGUAGCAUUUAGCUUGUUGAGCAGUCAUGGCUAUGGUGGGGCUGAGAGUUUCUUACCACAGAAUCCUCGACAGGAUCGAGCAUAUGCUGCCGGCUAAACUGAGACCCAUAUAUAACCAUCCUGCAGGUCCAAAGACUGUUUUCUUCUGGGCACCAAUGUUUAAAUGGAGUCUGGUCAUAGCUGGCAUAGCAGACAUGACACGUCCAGCAGAGAAACUCAGUCCCUCCCAAUCUGCUGUGUUGACAGCCACAGGUCUUAUUUGGUCCAGGUAUUCCUUGGUUAUUAUACCCAAGAAUUGGAAUCUCUUUGCUGUAAAUUUCUUUGUUGGAAGUGCAGGAAUAUCACAGCUCUUCAGAAUAUGGAAGUAUAACCAGGAACUGAAGGCAAAGGAGAAAGAAGCUAAGCUUGAUAGCAGUGCUGUGUAAAGGGCAUCCAGAGGACUGAAAGGGACUCUCCUCGACUGGUACCCCAGAAAGUUCCCCUCCAUCAACAGUCCUCCAGUAGAGCCUCCACAUAAUUUCUUCAUGAACAGAGAUCAUCUGAUUCUUUUAUAUUUCAGGUCAUUAUCCCGUGCCAAUAGUACCUAUAGCAACAACUAAUACGGUUGUUAAUAACGCACACAAUGUUACAUAUUCAUUAGGGCUGUCAACAAAUUUUUUUUUUAACUUCGAAUAUUCGUUGAAUUUAAAAUAAAAAUCCACAUUCGAAUGCAAAAAUGUUGCAUUCGAAUUUUAGGUGUGGAUUGAGGAGGCUGCCUUAUAAGCCCUGGGUAUACUUCACAGUCCAUGUUCCGUUCCGUCUCGCCAACAGCCGUGUGGACUAGCUCGACACGCAGUACCACUUCUGUUUCAUCAUUCACCUUGUGUAUGGCCGAAGUAUACUUGACCUUCAUCAGUGGCGCACGAGAUGCGACGACGAUGUAAAUGUCAUUGCAUUUUAAGGUUUAUGUUAGCCUAUCCAGUUGAAGCCACUAGAAAAAAAGAAGAAGAAAAGAACACAAAUGUGGAGAUCUUGUUUACAUCAAAACUAAAACCAAGCCAUUCACACAGAACGCAUAUUUUGCACAGUUUCUAAAGUGACUUGCGUCUCGCACAAGAGAGCCGCAUGUUUAGAAAAACAUGUAAAAUUAAUGUAAGUUCCAGUUUUUAAAAACAUAUCUUGAGACUUUAUGGUGGGUUUUGGUUCCCCAUCCCACUACAUCUCAUGUUUUUAAAUGAAAAAAUGUAUUCUAUGUGACUGGCUUUACGUCCUUUUUAUUUAACUAUGCAUAUAUACAUGACGCUGUUUUGUUUAUAGUUCUUUAAGCAACAUAAUUAAUUAUAAUUGGUUCAUAAACAUUAUUUUAAAUAUUAUGGUUUAUUUUUUUUUAUUUUAUUUUUUUCACAGUCAUGUAUUUUAGUGCUUUGAAUAAACGUGUAUUAGUAAUAUUUUGCUCGAUGCACCCUCUUGCGGCCUCAGGAAAGAAGCCAAAAGCUUUUCUUCACCGUUACUGAAAUUAUGCAUUUUAAAUUCAAAUAUAAUUCGAAUUUGUAUAAUAUUUAAGUAAAAAUUUAGAAUUUAGCUUUUCAUCUAUUUUGACAGCCCUAAUAUUCAUAUUAGUAUGACUGUACAUUUUUUAAAAGGCUUGAGAUUCAGAUGCAUCUUGAUAAAGGUGUUUUCCAUCCAAUAUACUUGAGUUACCGUCAUAAUUCUUGCCACUAAAUGAAUUUCUUCACUUUGCUUCUGUCAUACUGUUAUCAGAAUGUGUCCAAAUAAAUUUUAGAAAAGUC
Molecule: messenger RNA, 1931 nt
Organism: Carassius gibelio (silver crucian carp)
Lineage: Eukaryota; Metazoa; Chordata; Actinopteri; Cypriniformes; Cyprinidae
Product: mitochondrial pyruvate carrier 2-like
Exons: 5
Coding region: 189-587 (132 amino acids)
Biological process (GO): pyruvate import into mitochondria
Cellular component (GO): mitochondrial inner membrane
Molecular function (GO): pyruvate transmembrane transporter activity
Source: RefSeq, a predicted model, not a curated record